Eruca vesicaria subsp. sativa (arugula) is the source of this 191-nucleotide messenger RNA. The record is from the annotation of a GenBank genome assembly. NCBI's taxonomy places the organism in Eukaryota, Viridiplantae, Streptophyta, Magnoliopsida, Brassicales, Brassicaceae.
AUGGAAUUCUGAACUUAGCGUUUAGUGUUGAUGAUAGAGGAUUGGUUCACAACUAUCCUAGCUUUAGUCGCGAAUUUGUUGAUCGGAUGAAUUACAUUAUCACGACUUCGAUGGAUCUAAAAAACGGUGGAGAUGUGAUCGUUGUUUCUGGCAAUGUGCAGCUUGAGACUUCUGCAAUGAUAUUCACUUGA